AUGGUUUCCAGAUUAUCCUUCCUUUUUAUUUUUUUCUUUUAUUUUGUUUUAAUUAAAGCAACACCAACAACAACGCCAACUGAUUCACUUCAAAAUUGUCAAGGUAAUCCAAUAUGUGGUGGACCAGAACAAGGUUAUUGUUUCGAAAAUAGUUGUGUUUGUUAUUCACCUUAUGUAGGUUUAGAUUGUACUUCAAAAGUUAUAAUUAUACCAACACCAAUAUCAUCACAAGAGGCACCAAACACUGAAAUCGAUGAUGAUAGUAAUAGUGAAUAUGUUAUUUUAAUAACUGAAAUCAGAGAACUUGAUUUUGAUGGUAAAACAGUGACUAGUCAUAUUCUUACUAAUUGGGGAAUAAUAGGAAAUUUAAACAAUAUAUCAUAUUAUCAAACAACAAUUCUACAAGGUGGUGUAACAACAAGAGUUAAUGUAACAAAAGAAUUACUUGAAGAUCAAGAAUUAACAAAAAUAAAAUAUUCAGUUAAUCUCUCACAAUAUGCUUUUCAAAGUGCUUUAAAUGUUUUACAAAUUAUAUUUAAAGUACAAGUUCAAUUAAAUGAAACUAGUAAUACGACUAUUUGCUCGAGUAAAGAAUAUGCUUUUACAACACAACCAGAUGAUUCUAGCUAUGUUAGACUUCAAGUUGCAAAUAGUACUCUUUUAAGUAGAUUCCCAAAUAGUUGUUUCGCUGAUGCUAAAAUCAUAUCAACAUCAUCAAUUAGUUUAGAUUCUGGCGAUUUGAAAUCCAAAGCCAAUAAUGUGGAAUCACAUAUUGGUAUUUCAAUUCCUAAUUAUCAAUCAUGGAUAAUUUUUGAUUCUGAUUUUUCAUUUUCACUAGGGAAAGCAGCAAAUUCUAAUUCACCAAAUUCAGUUUGCUCACCAUCUGAAGAAUCACAAUCUAGUUCAUCUCCAUCCUCAUCAUUAUCUGAAAAUAGUGAAUCGUCAUUAACUUCUUCUUCUUCUUCUUCUUCAUUAUCAUCAUUUUUAUUCAAAGGUCAAUUUGUUAAAAUUAUUACUGUUUUUAUAUUUUUAAUAAUUAUUUGUUAA
This is a messenger RNA of Dictyostelium discoideum AX4, 1047 nucleotides long. RefSeq lists its product as hypothetical. NCBI's taxonomy places the organism in Eukaryota, Evosea, Eumycetozoa, Dictyosteliales, Dictyosteliaceae. The record is from RefSeq and is a predicted model, not a curated record. The transcript has a single exon. The coding region runs from base 1 to 1047 and encodes 348 amino acids.